AUGUCAAAUCAUCAAUUAUUACAAGAAUUCGUUGGCUUAACUUUAGUUGAUAGUAAUGAUCGUAUAGAUCGUACAGCUAUUAUUGCUACUAUUGGUAAAAUUAUACCGAUUGAUGAUGUUGAAUCCUUCGGUAAUUUAGGUGAUAUUAAGAAAUGUUUCGUUUUAUUUAAAACGAAUUCAUCAAAAGAAAAAAAUUUUAAAAUUUGA
Rotaria sp. Silwood2 is the source of this 207-nucleotide messenger RNA. Lineage: Eukaryota; Metazoa; Rotifera; Eurotatoria; Philodinida; Philodinidae. The record is from the annotation of a GenBank genome assembly.